AGGACGACCAACAUGUGGCUGGCAUAAAACGGCGCCGAUGCCCAGCGCAACGCGCGCGCACUGCGCUCACAUCUAGUUGCCACAUUCGCGAAUCAACGCCCCCAUUGUAACAUUCACACGACGCCAGUAUGUCAGUCGCAUCCGCACCCGGAACAGGAGGCUUCCUCAAAUACAACAAUGGCCCGCCCAAGGUAUUCAUCACCGACUCAACUCCCCACCCACCUGAAAAAGCGCUCCUCUCCUGGAAAGAAGAAGGCUAUGAGGUAUCGUACCUCCAAUACGACCCAUCUGCACAAUCCUCCUACAUCCGUACCGUUCAAAGCCUGAGCAGCAAUCUUCAGCUGGGCGAGCACUAUGCGCUAAUAGCCUACGGCGCAGCAGCCAGCGUCGUGCUGAAGACCGCCAUGAAGCCGCUGAACAAGUGCUGUGCAAUCGUCGCCUUCUACCCGCCCGUCUUGCCUGGCGUUAAAGUGAAAUACCCCGAGAGCACGAAUCCGCAGGUCCACGUCGCGAGCAAGAGCAUGAGCAGUCCGCAUCCAGAAAUGGUCGACUGGAAGUUGUACCGCUACGCUGACUGCGCGACCGGAUUUGCCGACCCAAACUCCAAGGCGUACUCACCGGGUGAAGCAAAUUUGGCGUGGAGCAGGGCGCUGGCGUGCGUGCGCAGGGGGUUUAAGUUGGAGAUUGAUCUCGAGCCCGUGGUGCAGAACUUUUGGAACGCAAAGUACGAAGACGAUGUGCCCGAGAGAGCAAGUAUGAGCGUAGUAAAGAAUAUGACGCAGAACAGUCCGCAUGUCACAUUGCUCCCCACUCUACAGGGCGGCGUGGGGAGAAAGAAGCUCGAGGAGUUCUACAGAGAGUUCUUCGUUCCCAGUCUAGUUGAGGACUUCAAAAUACGGUUGGUUUCAAGGACAAUGGGCGUUGAGCGUAUCGUGGAUGAGAUGGUGGUAUCUUUCACGCAUUCAGAUGAGGUGGAUUGGAUUCUGCCCGGCGUUCAAGCAACAGAUAAGUAUGUUGAGAUUGCCAUGGUCAGUGUGGUAGCGGUCAGAGGAGGAAAAUUGGUCUCCGAGCACAUGUACUGGGACCAGGCCUCUGUCCUUGUGCAAGUUGGUCUACUGGACCCAAAACUGGUGCCUACAAAGUUCAAGAAAGAGGGAACGAAACAACUCCCGGUCGCUGGCGCUGAGGCGGCAAAACAACUUGUCGAUCCGCAGCAGGGCAGGUACAAUAAGCUGCUACACAUGCACGGCCUGUUCGACGGUAUCGACGGUAAUUGAAUGCUAGGAAGCACAUUUCAACGAAGCUCUUUUG
Molecule: messenger RNA, 1311 nt
Organism: Boeremia exigua
Lineage: Eukaryota; Fungi; Ascomycota; Dothideomycetes; Pleosporales; Didymellaceae
Product: dienelactone hydrolase
Exons: 1
Coding region: 129-1277 (382 amino acids)
Biological process (GO): polyketide metabolic process
Source: RefSeq, a predicted model, not a curated record